AUGUCUAAGGAAGAUACCACGGCGGUUGAACUCCUGACCAAGAUCGGAACCAUUGUACUAACCAUCGAAACCAAUCUGCACCAUAAUCGGCUCGACAGAAAAACCAUCCGCAGACUUCUGCGCGAGUACUCUGCUCGCGCGGAGUCGGAUGGGAGACUGAUGAAUGCUGCAAGGGAAGACCCUGACUGUGCCAACCGUGGGCUGUUUUUAGCAUACGCCCACAUGGAGCUGGUAACUUGGCUGGGAAAAAACAACUAUACCAUUCCGUCAUCGUCGAUACAAUGGUACAGCUGGAAGCAAUUUCUCUCAAAAUACCGCUUGCCGCCUUUCUGGUCCUCGUCGUACACGUCGGAUUUGCGAAGUCAGUUGGACAAUAUCGAGAGGACAGCCGCAUUGGUGUGUGCGGAUCUUCAAGCUCACAAUGUAAGCCUGAAGUUACUCGAUAACUUGUGGACCUCCUCUCAUUAUAGAGAAGAUUUCGAUCCCGGCCACCGCCAUUAG
Penicillium riverlandense is the source of this 501-nucleotide messenger RNA. RefSeq names its product glyoxalase family protein. Bases 1 to 501 code for a protein of 166 amino acids. The transcript has a single exon. Lineage: Eukaryota; Fungi; Ascomycota; Eurotiomycetes; Eurotiales; Aspergillaceae. The record is from RefSeq and is a predicted model, not a curated record.